Messenger RNA from Bemisia tabaci, 537 nucleotides. The record is from RefSeq and is a predicted model, not a curated record. Lineage: Eukaryota; Metazoa; Arthropoda; Insecta; Hemiptera; Aleyrodidae.
GGCAACGACGGGAAAACUUUGCCUAUACGCCCGUUUUAAAAGUCGACUUGCAGGAGGCAGACUCGGACACAUUAAUGGAGUAUUUGUACGCAAUUCGAAGGGGAGAUCCGUGUAAGAAAUUGGGACUCUGCGCCAAUUGUGAUGACCCCAGAACACAGGCUGAAAUCAACGCUGACGCAGCCUGCAAGUACGCAUUAGACAUUUGGGACAGACUCUCCACAUCGAGGACGGUACGAUGUCUAAACGCCGAGGUCGCAAAAUGUCGAAAGGCGACGGAGAAAUCCAGAAGAUGCUAUCCGCACAAGUGGCAUCUGGAGUGUUCAUUCCGUUGCACAAGAGAAAAUCAAUCGACUUUCAAAUUCCUGUCGGAGUUGGUCGACCUACCAGAAGAUUAAACUUCCAACUGCUGUAAAACUGUACAAGAUUGAAGAUCUCCUUAAUAUUUGAAUAGACUGCGGGAUUGAGAGAUUUAACCGGAGACAUGUGAAGAUAUCAAUUUAUAGCCGUGAAAUAAUAUCACUUUAAUGAUGUCUUGCA